Messenger RNA from Osmia lignaria (orchard mason bee), 1585 nucleotides. RefSeq names its product cyclin C (gene CycC). NCBI's taxonomy places the organism in Eukaryota, Metazoa, Arthropoda, Insecta, Hymenoptera, Megachilidae. The record is from RefSeq and is a predicted model, not a curated record. Gene Ontology annotation, biological process: regulation of transcription by RNA polymerase II. Gene Ontology annotation, molecular function: cyclin-dependent protein serine/threonine kinase regulator activity.
UUAUGGACUCUGGUGAACUGCGGUAUACAUAAGCAAUACAGUGGAUCUCUCUUUUUUGUCACUAAGUAGAUUUUCCCCCUUGCCGACGCUGACAAUCAAGGGAAAUUUAGGGAAUUUCAAAUAUACCGAUAAGGAAGAAAUCCUUUUACACAUAGUAAAUAGUGCUUACUUUUCCCAAUCUUUCAAGAUUGGUAAAUUUUUGAACACAAAACAUUACAAACAUAAAUUUAAAUACUACUGUAAGUAAAUACGAAACAUGACAUUUGCAAGAUUUGUAUCGAAUUCAAUAAAAAUGUAAUAAGAACCAAAGGAACAAAUGCAGAAGAGAAUAUUUGAGAAGCUGAAAAUAAUUGACAGGUGCCCAAAGUGGUGCGAAUUUUCAUCAGUAAUUUGACAAUAAUAUGGCUGGCAAUUUUUGGCAGAGUUCACACCAUCAACAGUGGCUGUUAGAUAAACAAGACCUAGUACGAGAACGACAACACGAUCUUUCUAUUUUAACCGAAGAAGAAUAUCAAAAAUUAUUUAUAUUUUUCUCUAAUUUAAUACAAGUGUUAGGGGAACAAUUGAAACUCAGGCAACAAGUAAUAGCCACAGCAACAGUUUAUUUUAAAAGAUUCUAUGCCCGCAAUAGUCUAAAAUGUAUAGAUCCUUUGUUGCUUGCACCUACAUCAGUUUUCCUGGCUUCAAAAGUAGAAGAAUUUGGAGUUAUUUCUAGUCAUAGAUUAGUUACAACUUGUCAGACUGUAGUGAAAACUAAAUUCAAUUAUGCGUAUUCACAAGAAUUUCCCUAUCGAACAAAUCAUAUUUUGGAAUGUGAAUUUUAUCUUCUGGAACAUUUAGAUUGUUGUUUAAUUGUAUAUCAACCAUAUCGUCCUUUAUUAAUUCUUAUUCAAGAUGUGGGCCCUGAUGAACAGUUAUUAACACUUGCUUGGCGUAUUAUUAAUGAUAGUUUGCGUACUGAUGUUUGUUUACUAUAUCCACCAUAUCAAAUUGCUAUUGGUUGUUUGCAAAUUGCUUGUGUUAUACUGCAAAAGGAUCUUAAAUCGUGGUUUGCUGAGUUAAAUGCUGAUAUGGAAAAAAUUCAGGAAAUCGCGCGUUAUAUUAUAAAUUUAUACGAAUUAUGGAAAACGUAUGAUGAAAAAAAAGAAAUUCAAGGUUUGCUAUCUAAAAUGCCAAAACCAAAAGCAGCUCCACAGCGCUGACAACAAGCUCUUUUAUCAUCUAAUAUCUGGGACUGAUGUUUAUUUUUGUUGAAUAAGUACAAGCUAUAAUUUGGUGUUCAUUUUUAUAUUUUAAAUAAAUAUGCUAAUGCCUGUAAUUAUAGGAAUUAAAAAAUGAUUUUCUUUUUAAAAUACUAUGUAAAUAGUUUACUUUAUUUCUUAUACAAAAUUAUUCCAUACUGAAAUUAACUAAAAUACUUAAUAAGUUACAUAUCUUACAAAUAUGGAAAUGAAAUUCUAAAUAUUCUUGUACUAACUGGAACCCUUGGAAUAUCUUUUCCAAAAUUUUUUCACAUCAUCGUGACCCGCCUUUGUGACUACCAUAGUCCUUUUCCUAAAUAAUACAAAUAUCAAUUACUGCAACA